AUGUCUUCAUUUGGUCCCGGUGGUCUUCACGAUGAAGAUGAACAAAGUGAACUGAAUCCUGCCGCUGCUGAAAGAACACGACUAGUCACGCCUGAUUAUAAUCAACAACUAAUUGGUGGUAGUUACGGAUCUUUGGAUGGUGAUAACGAAACUGGGUUAGCUGAAGGUGAAUUUAGACAAGGUAAAAACAGAAUGAAGAAUAGGUAUAGGUUACAGAUUUAUCUUGUGUCGUUGAUUAUUACAUUUAUUGGCUGUUUUUGUAUUAUUAAUUUAUUAAUGUUGAUUCCAAGAAGUGAAGAAUUUGUUAAUCAAUCUGUGGAGAUGGAUAUCAAAAGUGUUGAAUUAGAACAUCUGAGUACUCAAGGUAUAUUAUUAAGGGUUAAAGGUGUUAAUGUUAUGGAUUAUGAUAGUAUAGAAAGUCCUUAUUUCAAACAGAUGUUCAAAAUGGGUGGUGGUUUAUUCAAUACUGCUAGUAUAAAUUUACAAACUGUUAAUUUAACAACAAAAGUUGAUGGAAAUUUAAUAAAUAUUGGUGAUGUUAAAAUUCCAGAUUUUGAUAUUGAUAUUCAACAUGGUCAUGAAACUAAUUUAGACUUAUUAGUCAUGGUUAGACCAAAUACUAAAGAAAUUAUAGGUUUAGUUAAACAAUUUUUGAAAAAUCCUGAUCAAAUCUUUAAAGUUGAUGGUAUAUCAACUGUUAAGAUUCAUUUAGGUCAUAUUCCAAUUGGUGAAUUUAAAAUUGAUUUUUCUCAAGAUGUUAUAGGUGGGAAAUAUAUUCAAUUUAAUGAUCAUGAUAUACAUUUAAAAGACUUACAAUUUGAUUCAAAUCAACAAGAUCAAGGUUAUAAUGUUUCAUUUGCAGUUGAUGUACCCAAUCCUGUGAAAUAUAAACUGUUUGGAUUUGAUAUACCUUCUUUAGGUUGGGAUAUAUUAAUUAAAGAUUGCUUUGGAGAAAAUACAAUAAAUUUAAUUGAUGGUUCUAUUACAACUAAAAAAUUUAAACUUUCACCUCUGGACAAAAUAUUAACAAUAGAAUCAAAUACAUUAAUUGAUCAUUUAAAUCCAAGAUUAUUGGAAAAAUGUUCUUUAGAUAAUGAAGGAAGUCCAAUGAGUAUAUUAGUUGAUGAAUUUGUUAAUAAUAAAUCAUUACCAAUUAAAAUUAAAAAUUCAAAAGGUUCAAAAGAUUUCCCUGGAUUUAUUAAUGAAUUUUUGAAAACAUUUGAAUUCAAUUUUAAUUAUAGUUCUAAUUUUGAUACUGCAAAUUUAAUACAUAACGUAUCAUUAGAUCGUUUGAAUUUUCAAUUUGAAAAUGGUGAUACAAAUAAACCAGUUAUUAAUGGUGAUAUUAAUUUAUUUAUUAAGCCACCUUUCAACAUAACAGAUUUAGAAAUCAAUAAAAUAAAAGGUAUACCACAUUUAUAUCAUAAUGAUGUUGAAUUUGGUGAAAUUCAUCUUGAUGAUUGGCAUGAUUGUAUUAAUGUUGAAACACCAGAUGGAUUAUUAUAUGUUAAAUUUACAAUGAAUCAAGAAAAUUUACAAAUUACAAAUAGGAAAAUAUUUGGGGAAGUAUUAAAUGAAGUUUUAGGUAAAGGAUCAAGUAAAAUCUAUAUUGAUGCAAUUUUAGAUUGUUUAAUUAAUACACUGAUGGGAGAAUUUGAACUUGAUAAAUUACAUGCAUCAAGUGAUGCAGAUAUAACAAGAGGUUUUAUAUUACGAGGUUUUGGAUUAUGA
Molecule: messenger RNA, 1731 nt
Organism: Hansenula ciferrii
Lineage: Eukaryota; Fungi; Ascomycota; Saccharomycetes; Phaffomycetales; Wickerhamomycetaceae
Gene: TAG1
Product: Tag1p
Exons: 1
Coding region: 1-1731 (576 amino acids)
Source: RefSeq, a predicted model, not a curated record